This is a messenger RNA of Mus caroli (Ryukyu mouse), 3755 nucleotides long. NCBI's taxonomy places the organism in Eukaryota, Metazoa, Chordata, Mammalia, Rodentia, Muridae. The record is from RefSeq and is a predicted model, not a curated record.
GCUCCGCCUUUCGCCCUAGAGACGCGGUGACGUUGCAUCCUUCCAAUUCCUCGCCUCCUCCCUCUUUCGCUCUGGUGAGUCUCAAGUCUCAGACUUCAUAACUCCUUUUACGACACUGAAUCUCUGAGACAGUCUCGGUGCCAGGUCCACUUUUCGGCAAAGUGACGUGGACGUCAACAGCAAUGGCGGAAGGAGAAGAGCUUCUGCCACUGUCAACGUCGGGCGGGGACAGCUGGGAAAAAGAUCUUGAAGAAGCCCUUGAAGCAGGAGGUUGUGAUCUUGAAACUUUGAGAAAUAUAAUUCAAGGGAGGCCACUGCCUGCUGAGCUGAGGGCCAAGGUUUGGAAGAUUGCUCUGAACGUUGCAGGGAAAGGUGAUAGUUUGGCAUCAUGGGAUGGUAUUUUAGACUUGCCCGAGCAGAACACUAUUCAUAAAGAUUGCCUUGAGUUUAUCGAGCAGCUCUCAGUGCCAGAGGAGAAGGCAGCAGAAUUACUCCUGGAUAUUGAAUCUGUAAUUACUUUUUACUGUAAAUCACGCAGCGUUAAAUACAGCACAUCCCUGAGCUGGACUCAUCUACUGAAACCAUUGAUCUGUCUCCAGCUGCCUCGCAGUGACCUAUACAACUGUUUCUAUGCCAUCAUGAAUAAGUACAUUCCCAGGGAUUGUUCCCUGAAGGGGAGGCCAUUUCAUCUCUUCCGGUUGCUCAUCCAGUACCACGAGCCUGAGCUUUGUUCUUUUCUUGACACAAAGAAAAUCACCCCAGACUCCUAUGCACUCAACUGGCUCGGGAGCCUUUUUGCACAUUACUGUUCCACUGAAGUCACCCAGGCGAUAUGGGACGGAUAUCUACAGCAAGCGGAUCCGUUUUUUAUUUAUUUCUUAAUGUUAAUUAUCCUUGUUAAUACAAAAGAAGUUAUUUUAGCACAAGAGUCUGACAGCAAAGAAGAAGUUAUCCGCUUUUUGGAAAGUACCCCGUCCAGCCUGAAUCUGGAAGACAUAGAAGACCUUUUCUCUUUGGCUCAGUAUUACUGUAGUAAGACGCCAGCUUCUUUUAGGAAGGAUAACCAUCAUCUCUUUGGUAGCACCCUCCUGGGGAUCAAGGACGAUGAGGCAGAUCUGAGCCAGGCUCUGUGUCUGGCUGUUUCAGUAUCAGAGAUCCUUCAAGCUAAUCAGCUGCAAGGGGAAGGGGUCCGGUUCUUCGUGGUGGACUGCCGUCCUGCGGAGCAGUACAACGCUGGGCAUCUGGCAACCGCCUUCCACCUAGACUCAGACUUGGUUAGUCCAAGUGCACGUCUGAUGUUUUGGGAGAGACGGGAUCUCCCUCUGGCUUCUAGCUACAGAGAAGACAUGUACAUGAACAUGGUCCUCGCACACUUCUUACAGAAAAACAAAGAAUAUGUUAGUAUUGCCAGUGGAGGAUUUAUGGCCCUUCAGCAGCACCUGGCAGACAUAAAUGUGGAGGGACCAGAAAGUGGAUACGGCCAUUGGAUUGCCAGUACCUCAGGGUCAAGGGGCAGCAUCAGCUCUGUUGAUGGUGAAUCCUGUAAUGGUUCCAAUGAUAGAGGGAUGAAAUCCCUCGUCAAUAAAAUGACUGUGGCUCUAAAGACAAAAUCCGUUAACGUUAGGGAAAAGGUCAUUAGCUUUAUUGAGAACACAUCGACUCCUGUGGACCGAAUGUCUUUCAAUCUUCCCUGGCCAGACAGAUCAUGUACAGAGCGGCACGUGAGCAGCAGCGACAGAGUGGGCAAGCCUUACCGUGGAGUGAAGCCUGUGUUCAGCAUCGGCGAUGAAGAGGAAUAUGACACAGAUGAAAUCGACAGCUCAUCCAUGUCAGAUGAUGAUAGAAAAGAGGUUGUCAACAUCCAGACCUGGAUCAACAAGCCGGACAUCAAGCAUCACUUUCCCUGUAAAGAAGUUAAAGAAAGUGGACAUAUGUUUCCUAGCCAUCUGUUGGUUACCGCCACACAUAUGUACUGCUUACGGGAGAUUCUUUCGAGGAAAGGACUGGCUUACAUCCAGUCUCGGCAAGCACUAAAUUCUGUAGUGAAAAUUACGUCCAAAAAAAAACAUCCCGAGCUAAUUACCUUCAAGUAUGGAAACAGCAGUGCUUCCGGGAUAGAAAUCUUGGCUAUUGAAAGGUAUUUGAUUCCAAAUGCAGGAGAUGCUACCAGAGCCAUAAAACAGCAGAUCAUGAAAGUGUUGGAUGCUUUGGAAAGUUAAUGUAAAAGAAAGUUAUUUAAGUGAAAUUAAGGCAACGAAGAGAAAUAUGAAAAUAUAUUUCCUGACUCAAUACUAACCAGAGACCUUUGAUUUGCUCAUGGGGUGCCUGAGUAUAGGGUCUAAAUGCAAAUUAUUGUAGUCAAUACUGGGAUGAGUACACUUUUUUAACAAUUUCUUUUGCAUCUUUGGUUUUAUAUAAUGAUUUAUUAUAAAGGUCAGUUAUUAAAUGACUUUGAAGUAACUGGCCUUGUGCCCUAUGGAUCCAAGGGCACAGACUACAGUUCUGUUUUGAAGAGCUGUUUUAAAGGACAUGCAUCAUUUUCAGGUUUUAAAACAACUGUACACAUACAUAUUUGCAAUGUCUUCACUGAAAUUUAGGGAUAGAAUUAGUUGAAGAGAUUUAAUUGCUACAUUGAGUUUUACUACAAUGAGCAUUAUCGAAAAUAAAUGGUUAGACUAAUAAUUAGCUCACUGUUUCUGUUCUUAAAAAGAUUGAAGUCUGUUUGAUGGACUGGAUGGAGAUCAUAGCAACUCAAAACACAGCCCAUAGUGAGACACCGAAGUGUCAGCUUCCCCCAUCUUCCUCCAGUGGGUAAUUAUCCAGAGACUAACUGCCUCAGAGAUAGUGAGCCUCACCCCAGGUUGCUAAGGAACAGUUAACAGCACUAGAAUAAGUAGGCAUGUUAAGGUUAAAAUUAGCAUUUGGGGGACAGAAUUGUACCUGUAAAAAUGUCCUUGGUCUUUGUUACAAAUGGGUCAUUUGGUCUAGGCUGUUUCAAAAUGCUUUGCACACACUGAUUAUCCUCCUUGACAUGAUCACCUGUGACCACACUAAUGUCCAGUUUAAAAAAAAAAAGAUAAUCAGAGAGCUAUAGAAAUUUUUCAUUGUUUUUCUGUCACUUUCUAAAAGUUUCCCUUGGGUUUUGCCUUCUCAGUAACGUUUGAGUAGUUGGCACUUGUUCCAUCCUUACUCUCUGAAAGAACGGACAUGGUCUGCUUUGUUUUACAGCUUGCUCAGAUUAAUUUCUGUUGCCCAUAUUAGUCACUGUGCUGAGAGAGCCAGAACAUCUUCCGACCAUGGGAUGAUUUUUAUAAAAUCUGUCUGAAAAAUAGUAAAUAGAACCUGCCAUGUCAUAACAUGUAAUACAUUUUUUCCCAAGGGGUUGGUUGAUAGAAAUAUCUAGAUGUACCCCAUCAGUAGCCAGUGUUUUAAUUUGCUUAAUGGAAAUCAAGUGAAUGAACAGUAACAUAAUUAAAAGAACUCUAUUCUGAUAUCUAAAUAAAAACAAUGUAUUUGAGUGGUUGAAGACAUUUGCAUGAAAUUGCACCUUGUGCGGUACUUGAUAUUUAUAACUCUCCCCCCACUGUUGUAUGUCAUCUCGUCCAUUUUCUCGACGCCCUCAUUGCGAUGUCCUGAGGUCUCAUUUUUCCACCAUCUCAGCUAUGGGACUUUUUUUCAUAAUAUUAAUGUAAAGAUGUUUGUGUUACUGUUUAUAAAUUACAAUUGUAAAUAAACUGAUACAAGUUUGCUCAAAA